AUGCAAGUGUUAAACCCCUUCCUUAACGCUUUCUUCAAGAGCCCUAUUGUUGCCCAGUGCUCCCCUGUGCACCACCAUAUUCUACUUGUUCCCCUGACGGAUGUGCUUCUCACGACCCGUGAAACCGAGAAUGGUGCUUCACUCCAAGAUACCGUUGCCUCGGAUGAGUUCCUCAGCAGCCACGUCCUUCGCAUUCUCGCCCCCGAAAAAGAUGUUGGGCAGAGCUUGCGAGAUGUGAGAGGGAAGGCCAAGCAAUUCUCGACCCUUAAUGGGAGAAGUGUCGUCAUUAAGGACUCGGUUGUAUACAGCAACAAAGGCUUCAAGUCCCUCGUGCAGGCCCAGCUCCUUAAUGAUGCCACCUGGUACCCUGACGUGUUCGAACCUCGACAAUGGCUGAUCUACUACAUCUCCAAACCCUUGGUAGGCACCUGGGAGGAAGUCAGGGCCACUCCCGCGGUCCAAACCCCGGAUAUUCGGCAGAUCAAGGCUAUGGAGCGACAGAAGGUUCAAAAUGGCGAGUCUGCCUCCAAGACUACAGGGCCACGCAAGAAAGAUGUUCAAAACUUCCACGAUUUACUCACCCACUUCCCCAUGAUUGCACGACAUAUGCGACCCAAUCUCGAGAACCUGUUCGUUGAAUUUUCCACAGUUGUCGAGAAGAAUUUUCCCUCUUCAUCGCCCUCCACAAAUAUUGUACCCGAUAGCAGCGCAGAAUGUCGCUCAGUUGUGGACAUGAGCGAGGGACUGCCUAGUAGCUUAACGACGCAAGACGACAGAGAAAGACCGGGUAGUUUACCAGUGAACGAAAACUUUUAUGCCGAAGACGACGAGGAUAUUAUGCGAGCGUCCCUGGAGACGGCUGUCACAACUGCCAUCGAUCUUUUCCAGAGCGUGGACAAACAACAGCUCUCCUUGCUCGGUGCCACGACGGACCUGACGGGCCCUCUUGUUGAGAAGCUGAUUGAGCGCUAUGUUACAGAACAUCUCCACCACCAGCUGUUUCCAAAGCUGAGCGGGUUACGGCGUCCCAUGGACCUAGAACUGGAGGCAAAGAUAAGACAUAUGGAGUAUAUCGACAUAACACAACUAGGACUGGAAAUCGAUGGCGGCUCCAAGGCCAAGCAUGACCUACUCGUUCAACUUUGCCCUGUCAUCGAAGAGUUCAAAAAAAUUACGCAUGCCCGUAGCCCCGCUGAGAUGAUGGACACUCUGCUAUCAACCAUGAAGUCAGUCUCGCAGCUGACCAACACUUCUAAACCUCAAGACGGGCACGAGCCGGCUUCCGAAAAAGCGAUGAUGACAGUCAACGCCGACACCCUAGUCUCGCUACUGCUUUACGUCAUCAUUCGAUCGCAAGUCAAGAAUCUCCAGGCUCGACUCAUCUACAUGCGGAGCUUCAUAUUCGUAGACGACAUCGACAGCGGUGAGAUGGGAUACGCAUUAAGCACCUUUGAAGCUGUUUUAUCAUACCUCAGCCUGGAUUCGGCCGGCCUGCGCAAGGCUAGCAAGAUAAACAAGUCUUUAUGGGAUGUCAUCAAACAUGGCAACCUUCAUGAACUGAAGAACAUCAUGGAGCCGAGCACGUCGGCUGUGGAGUGCGACGACCACAGUGAUUUUGGCGUGUCUCAUGCUGCUUCAAAAGCGACCCGAAGACCGUCGUUCAGCUGGGUCUUUACAAACGGCUCGUCCAGGAGACCAUCGUUUGCUCUCUCAGUCUCGGAUCGCUUCUCGCACGGGUCAAAUCUAAGCCACGUCUUUCCGUUCCAGUCAACUGGCGGAUACUCGCGAGACUUCCCUCCCGCAAAGAAAAUCAAGCGAGUAGCGAUGGACACCAGGAGUCUGUCGAGCAGUUCAGAACACUCGCUUCACUCAUGCACAGGAAGCAUUGGGACACUGGGAAGUGUCAUCGAGGGAGAUGUGUCGGUGGAAAGACUGGCGCGCACGGGGGACUCUUCUGGUGAAUCGAUACUCAUGAUGGCGGUGCAGAACGGGCAAGCAGAGUCGCUCCGGUACCUCCUUUCCCUCUCAGUCCACUUCCCCGUGGAGUUUGUUCUAGAGGAUAUGAACAACGAAGACACGUCGCUUCUCAGUGCUGCCAUACAGCUGGGACACAGCAGGAUGAUCGACAUGAUUUUGGACCACAUUAGCUCACUGGCAACGUGCGAACAGCUGGCCCGGUAUCUCUCAGAGCAAGACAUCUGGGGCCGCAGCGUCGGCCACUAUCUGUUCCACACACCCUCCCUGAUCGACCGGAUUGGCAGCUUAAUACCGUGGCGGCAACGUGAUAAGAAUGGUCAAACGCCGCUUUUUGCGCUGUGCAGGUCCUAUGACCACGCAAACUACCAUGACAUGAUCGAAAGUGGGCUCAGAGUAGCUCGUGAGGCGCAGGGUGAUCGCCUACCGCUGCACAUCGACGAACAUGUUGAUGGCAAGGGAAACACGCUCCUGCACAUUAUAAACGAGCCGAGACUAGCCUUGCGCAUCUUGCAAUGCUGUGAUGUGGAUGUCAACGCGACGAAUGACAGGCGCUUCACGGCGCUUAUGGUGGCGAGCAAGUAUGGGAGAUACGACAUGGUGAGGUGUCUCUUUGCCGACCCUCGCGUGGACGUGGGGGCACGAGAAAUGCGCGGACUCACGGCGGUUGAGCUUGCGAAAGACGACGAUGUUCGGAACAAGAUCGACGACCUGAGUCUAUUCAGCAUGCCCGUCGGCCGAGCCGGGCGCAUCACCAGCGUUGUCAGGGCCUUCUUUGUGGAAGACGGGAGCGUGCGGUUGGUUCUGAAGUCUGCAGCUCCAACAGACCACGACAGCUACACAGUGACGACGAGCCGGCGCUCGCUGAACGAGUUUGAGCAGCUGGCCCACCUCCUGGCGAGCGAGCACCCGGCAUCAUGGAUGCCGUCGAUCGCAGAUACAAGGUCACCAUUCCAGCUACCAACGAAGCCAUCUCGGGCGAUCCUGCGAGACAUACAGACGAGGAUGGACUGGUUCCUGAGGGUGAUGCUGGACCACCCAACCCUGGCGACGCACGAGAUGCUCUGGGAGUUUUUUCUCGUGCCCGAGUUGCAGCUGGACGUCAUGGAGCAGCGCACCAAGCUCAAGGCGGAGAUGAGACUGGAGAAGAUCAAGGAAGAGUUUGAGCCUGUGGAGGACGUGCGGGACGUGGAACAAUUCGUGAACCAUGCGCGGGAGAUGGUACGGGGCGUCAGCUUCUCCAUCAAGAACACAACUAGGAGAGCCAACGGGCUCGCGCUCGCGACCUGCGACAUGUACGACUCGAUCAUGUUGCUCCAUUGGCACGCGGCAGCCGCCGAGUACAUUCCAUCAUCGCACGCUCGUGCGCUGGAACGAUAUGGCCGGGCUCUGAUGCCGACACAGUCAAAUCCUCAGAGAACGCUGCACACGACGCUGCUUGCCAUGCAGUCGACCGUGCAGGCGAUGCUGUCAGCACUGGGCCGGCCGGGCAGUCUGAUCAGCCAAAUCUCGGCGGCCCAGAGGGAAGCUGACCGGAACGAGAACGUCGGUGGACGAGCAUCGCGAUGGCCUUUGGGCUUGCUGGACGAAACAAGGCAACGCCUUCAGGACGGGAAGAAGCAGCGUGCACGCAAAUGGCGCCAGGACGCAGAGAUGCUUUCGCGGGAGUUGCGGUUCACGCAACAGACAGUGGCGAGUGAGCUGGCAGGGUGGCAAGAAAUGCACGAAAAAAUGGGCCGGCAGGCGAUCCGCGAGUUUGCUCGAGGCAUGGUCGUGCAAGAGCGGAUGAGGCUGGAUGGCAUGAUUCGGGCCCUCAGCAAUGCGAAGCCUCUGCGACCGGGCGGCCCGGGUCUGUUGUCGGCGGUGAAGAAUGGCGCGUUAGCCGAGAGAGGGCUCGUGUAG
Messenger RNA from Drechmeria coniospora, 3876 nucleotides. RefSeq lists its product as uncharacterized. The record is from RefSeq and is a predicted model, not a curated record. Lineage: Eukaryota; Fungi; Ascomycota; Sordariomycetes; Hypocreales; Ophiocordycipitaceae. Gene Ontology annotation, cellular component: transport vesicle; tubular endosome; early endosome. Gene Ontology annotation, biological process: early endosome to late endosome transport. The transcript is spliced from 3 exons. The coding region runs from base 1 to 3876 and encodes 1291 amino acids. Gene Ontology annotation, molecular function: phosphatidylinositol binding; guanyl-nucleotide exchange factor activity; SNARE binding.